Molecule: messenger RNA, 2886 nt
Organism: Paramecium pentaurelia
Lineage: Eukaryota; Ciliophora; Oligohymenophorea; Peniculida; Parameciidae
Source: the annotation of a GenBank genome assembly
AUGAAACAAUUAUUCAAAUUAUUUGCUAUGAACAUUAUAUUGAUAACCAAUAUUCUCUAAAAUUUAUGGUGGAUGUUAUUGGCCUUAUACUUUAUCUAACCAAUAAACUAUAUUGCAUUUUAUUUACAAAUAGGGUGUGUCACAAUGAGGAUUAUAUAAUAAAUUUUGAUAAUUAGAAAGUAUGGAUUGUUUAUAUUUGUGCAUAUAGUAUCUCUUAUUUAUUAUGUGACUUAUAUUGAAUCUUUAUUACUCUUUAAUUACAAUAACCCAUUGAGCAUCUUCUCAAGUAGUUUAUUAAUAAUAGUUACAUACAAUUCUUAUUUGAAUUUUGCAAUUUAAAAAUGGAGUUUAAUAUGUAAGUUAGGACUUCCUUUCUAUAUUAUUUUAAGGCUCCUAUCCAUUACAUUUAUAUCAUUUAAUUAUUAUUCAAUAGAAAGCCUAUUAAUAAUCAUUAUAGUUUUAAUUAAGUAUUUGUUAACUAAUGAAUAACACGUUGAAACGAUUAAUGUUAUUAAUAAUACUAAUAAAGUCAAAACUAAAAUACCAGAAUUAUAAUUAAAAAGAGUAGUUGAUAAAGAAUCACCAAAUCAUCAAUAAUAAUCAUUAUUAAAAUCAUUUAGCAGAGUCUCUCUUAUUUAAACACCUUUAAAAAGCUAAAGCGUUUUAAUGAAAGAUCAAUAAAGUGAUUUGAAAAUAGGAUAAUUUUCUAAUUUAACUAAUUUGUCAAAAUCUUAAAAGUAUAAUAAGAUUUCUGAAAAAUCAGAUUUACAAUUACAUAUGUUUUACUAAAAUCUUAUAAAUAUAUUUCCAUAAGGCAUUUUAAUUUUAAAUCAAUUCUAAUAAGUUAGUUAUAUGAAUAAUAAAUGUGAAAAGUUAUUAGAAUGUUAAGGAGGUGAAUAGGUUUUAGAAAAGAUUAAGUAUUGUGUUAAUAAUGCCAAAAUGUCAGAUAAUGAAAAUGAAAUAUCCAAUAUUUUAUAAACAACAAAAUUAAAUAGAUAAAUAAACUAAUACACUCUUUAAAGGAUAGUUAGAAAAUUAGAAAAGGAUAAUAGAAAAGCAGAUAUUUUUGAUAUUAUGCUUUAUCCUUAAAAAUAUUAUGGAAUAUUAGAUUAGAAAGGAGAUGCAUGUAGUUAAGAUGAUUCUAAAACAGAUCAAUUGACAUUAUAAUAAUAGGUAUUUAUAUAUGAAUGGUUAUUGGAAUCUGAAUUGAAGAAUAAAAUUCAUUAAAAGAAACUUAAAUUAAUUAUCAUCCCAACUUCAAUGACUGGUUAAUAAUAAGAAUACAUUUCUCUACCUUCAUAAAAUAAAUUUUCAAGCAAACUUAAUAUAUAAGUUAAUAAUGAUACAGAAAUGCCUGUUCUACUUAUCAUGAUUAAGAAUGUCACUAGUAAACUUAGAUAUUAAUAAAUGAAAGAUGAAUAAAUUAUUCACCAUAGUCUAAUUAAAUCAUUCUCUCAUGAAUUAAGAACUCCAUUAAAUUCAUGUUAACAUAUGUUAAAUUUAAUCAAAAAUAAGCUUAUAGAUAAACAUGUACAAGAAUAUGUUGAUAUAGCUAUGUGUUCCAUAACACUAUUAAUUCAUUAAAUUAAUGAUAUACUUGAUUAUGCUGCCAUUUAAUCUUUCUCUUUUUCUUAUCAUCUAACAAGAUUUACUAUUAAUUAGAUCAUUUAAGAAAUUGAGAAUCUCUAUAAUAUAUAAAUGAGAUAGAAGAAAAUUAAAUUUGAAAUUAAAGUAUAGUAAACAUUAAAAGAUUCAAUUAUUUGUAAUGAUAAACAAAGAAUACUUUAAAUUUUAGUUAAUUUAUUAAAUAAUGCAGCUAAAUAUACCAAAGAAGGAGGUAAAGUUAAAAUUAGUAUUAAAUAAAUGAGUCUAUUUCAUCUAAAAGUAUAAGUUAAGGAUAAUGGAAUUGGAAUAGAAGAUGAUAAAUUAACACUAAUUUAAAAUAGUUUGAAUGGAAAUUUAGAGUAUGGUGCAAGAUUGAAAACUUAAAAAGUUUCUUAAAAGGCAGGUCUAGGUUUAAAUAUUGCAGCUAGAUUAGUAGAAGGUUUAGCUGAAUCUAAUAAUAAUUAAUUAUUAAUUAGUUCAAUUAAAAAUUAAGGAACUAAAGUAUAAUUUUAAAUUUAGAAUUUCUUUAAUAGCAUAAAUGAUUAAUAUUAAUCUAAUUUAAUAUCAUAAAUAACUGGAAGAUUCAAUUAAUCAGGUAUUUAAAAUACACUAAGUGAGAGAAAAUUUGAUGAUAGAAUGUUAAUUAGAUCAAUCAAUUCAAAAUUAGAUUAUGAUUAUUAACUUUAGGAUAAUUUUGUUUAUGAAUCAGAAUCUUCUAUGAAUACACCAAAACUUAAUGAUAAUAUGAAAUAACCAUAAAUUUGUUUACCAAUCAGUCCUGAAUAUUUCUCACAUAAAUUCGUUCCUUCAUGCCAAAAUAUAUUACCUUUAGAAAAUAUUCAUAAAAGCAUCUCCUUAUGUGAUAAAUGUGUUCAUGUUUUAAUUGUUGAUGAUAUUCCAUUUAAUUAAAUAGCACUUAAAUUGAUGCUAAAACAUUACUAAAUAGAAGCAGAUUAAGCAUUUGAUGGAUUUUAAGCUAUUGAAAAAGUUAAGAUAAAAUUAGAAUAACAUUGUUCUAGUUAUAAAUUAAUAUUUAUGGAUAUCGAAAUGCCUGGAAUUAAUGGAUUUUAAACAAGUUAUUAAGUAAAUUUUUGUUAUAUUUUUUAGAUUAAUGAAUUGACAUAAAAAUAAUCAAUUAUAGUUAUUUGUUCAGCGUAUGAUACAUAAGAAAAUUUAAUUGAAGGACAAAAAGUUGGAAUCUGCACAUUUCUUCCAAAACCUGUAAAAUAGGAUGAAUUAGAAGAAGUGUUAAGGAAAGUAUUUCAAAAGCAUUUUAAUUGA